This is a messenger RNA of Sinocyclocheilus grahami, 13051 nucleotides long. RefSeq names its product pericentrin (gene pcnt). Gene Ontology annotation, biological process: signal transduction. The transcript has 55 exons. NCBI's taxonomy places the organism in Eukaryota, Metazoa, Chordata, Actinopteri, Cypriniformes, Cyprinidae. Gene Ontology annotation, molecular function: molecular adaptor activity. The coding region runs from base 164 to 13051 and encodes 4295 amino acids. The record is from RefSeq and is a predicted model, not a curated record.
CGCGGCCAUGUUGAAAUUACACUGACAGUUACUCCUUAGGAAAAUCUCUGAACUCACAAAACAUUGCGAAAAAUUCGUUUAAGGAGUUUUACAGAAACACAGUUUCAGACUGGCGUCCCCUUGAGUGUUUCCUUCAUUCCCAUGAAAUUCCUUGAUCCAGGAAAUGGAUCAGGAUGAAAGGCAGAGAAAAUUAGAGGCCGGACGAGCAAAGCUUGCUCACUUUAGACGGUGCCGGGCAAAAAGCGAAAGUUCGAGCACGCAGAAAAAGACGCCGAAGAGGAAGGGCCAGACUGUCCAACUGGAUGAAUGGUCAGCGCAAGAGCGCCACCUAGAGGAGCCGCAGACAGACGAUUGUCAUGGAGAGAUCAACAAGGAACCCUCAGAGGCAUCACUCAGACCUGAUGGCACAGACAGCAGUGUUCCAGAGGUCCAUCAGUGCAGCAGAGAGGAUGAUGAAACUGAUUCCCAGGAACAGAGGUCCUCUUCUGGGUCUCUGGCAGAGUCAGAACUGACUGAUCAGGCAGAGGACGAACUUGCAGAAAUUAAUGUAGUUGCACAUACUGGCAAAGAACAACUGAAGCAAUUACAGGCUGCAGUAGAGAAACGGAAUGAGAUCAUAUCACAGCUUAGUAAGAACCUGCAGGUGGCGCUGCAGAGCAGAGAACAGGUGCAGCUGGAGGCACAGCAGCUCACUGGUCAGAUUCAAGCACUACAACAGCAACUACAGCAGGCUAAAGAAUAUCUACGUAGCAAAAGUCAAGGGUGUGUGGAUCUGACCCAGGCUGUUCAGGAUCAGCUGCAUGUACAAUUGGAGGAGUCGCAACAGAUGACCAAGGAACAACAGUGCCUCUUGGCCCAAAAAGAAACCGAGAUCACAGACCUACAACAGAAAUUGUGUGUCAUGGAAAAAUCCCUCUCUAAUCUUCAACAUUCCUUUACCCAGAGAAGUGCUGAUCAAAAAGAUCUAAGACUUGACGAACAUGGUGAUUUAGAUUUAUCCAUUAUGAGCCCCCUGGAUAAUGGUCCUGACUCAAACUCUGAAGCUUUAAUGCAAAGCCUUAGAGCUGAGCUAGAGGAAGAACGUAAGAACAGCCAGCGAGCUCAAGUACAAGUAGAAGCAUUUCAGAAGAGGGUACAGAGUCUGGAGAAUGAGAAGACCCUGAUGGAAGCUCAUCUGGCUGCUGUUAAUGAAACACAAGCCCAGAAAUAUAAAGCAGAGAAAGAUGAAUUGAACCAAGAAAUGGCUAGACUAGAUAACCUUGUGAAGGAGCUUCAAAAUCAUCUACACGAAGAGGAGGAGACAGGACAACAUAUGCGUUCCAAAUAUGAAGCCGAUAUUUCCAAUUAUGAUCUCAGGCUUCAGACUCUGGAGGAGGAAAGGGAAUUGAAUGUAGCCCAGCUAACGGAAGCUCAUGAGGCUGCCUUUAGUCGCCUGCAGAAGGAGCACUCUGAUGAGAUCCAUCGCAUCCAGGAGCUGCUAAACCAGGCCCAAAGUCAACAUACUAAUUCUCAUCAUAAUUUUUCCAAAGACUUUGGUGCAGAUGUACCCUGGAACAAAGUCUCCAAAGAGCACUACACUGAAGAGACGGCCACUGAAAAUGCUGUCAGAAACAACUAUAGUUUUGACAUCUCUGCAGGGGGUUUCCAGGAUGAUCUUAUGGAGCGUUACUUGGCCUCCGAAGGGCCUCAAGAAAGCUCAUUAAUUGAAGGGAGUGUGGAGGAACGUAGCCUGAUGGAAACCUCUGAGACAUCCAGGUUUGAGCUAGACACUGAGGUAAUAUUUCAUGCUUCAAAUGUCCCUAACAAUGUCACAUCUGAUGGUGAUAAGUCUGAGCCAGAGCUGUCUGUUGUUCAUGGCAUUGAAGUGCCCCAACCUGAUGAAAUGUCCUUCACUGAUGCCCAGUGGGAAAACUCAACCUCGGUUGUUGAAGAGCUGAAUGAGAGCUCGGACACUAUGGACUUGGCUAAAGAGCUUCUGAUCCAGCAGUGCCGAGACCUGUCAGAGCAGUUAGAAGAGCGGGAACGACAGCUUGAGGUUCUUCAAGAGGAGGUUCGGCACUCUGCUGAAGAGGUUGAGGAGGCACGGGAGCGUUGGAGCAAAGCUUCGGAGGAGCUGGAGGAAGCUAAGUGGGAGUUGGAGAUUGAACGUGAGAAAAGAAUUCAGUAUGAGGAAGUUAUAAGCCAAAAGAUGCAUGAAGAAGACAGCCUCAAGAACAUACUGAGUCACCUGCAGAUCCAGAAACAGAUGCAGCUUCAGGACAAUGAAAGAUUAAUGCCUGACAACACUGAUUCCAAUAAAACGUCAGUCUUUUUGUCUGUAGAGGAGAUGUUAAAGGAACUAAGGGAGGAAAAUGCCCAAUUGGUGCUAAAGCUCAAAUGUCAGGAGCAGCUAGUGAAGGAUGUCCAUGAACAGAAAGCAACUCAUGACUCUAUUACUUGUGAGCUUUCCUCUUUGCAAGCUAAGAGAGAUGAAUUUUUACUUCAACUGGAGCAACAAAAGGAAAAACACCAAGCUACUUCAGUGCUGCUUGGUCAAAGGACCUUGCAGGUGGACCGAGCCAAUAGUGAGCUUCAGCAGCUCAAAGCUGAAGUAGAGGUGAAGGUUAGACGGUUGCAGAACUUGGAGAAAGAGAAGACAGACCUUGAGUCUAAACUAAUGUGCCUUAAAGAGAACCUCACCAACAUGGAAGAGGAGAAAGCUACCCUUGAAAGAUGUCUCCAAGCUUUGGAGGACCAAGCAAAGAGCAUGGAGAAGGUUCUUGAAUCAGAACUGAAGAACUUUGAGCACCAAAUUGAAUCAAAGGAUGCAGAGCUCAAGGAAUUCAAGGAAGCACAAGAGAAGGCAGAAGAGGAAUACAUGGAGAAGGAGAGUGCUUUGAUGAAAGAACUCAUCAUAGUCCAACAGGAUCUGGAAGAAAGACAGAAGCAACAUGAGGAGGAGAAGAAAAUUCUGGAAGAGAAACACCAGAAAGAGGUUAAUUACUUGAAUGUACGUUUUGAGCGUGAACUUUCCGAGCAGUCUGCUCGUCUGGAAGAUGAGCAAAAGAGACCGAUCAGCAUGAUUAAACAGGUCUAUGAACGAGAACAUGAGAGGGAGCUGACACAGCUGGCUGCCCAACAUAGUGAGGAAAUUGGCAGACUUAAAGAUGAGCUCUCCAGGGAGCUGCAAGACGGCCUGGAGGCUGCACACCAGGCUGAGCUACUCCAAACACAAAGCCAGCACAACUUGGAGCUUGAAGCCUUGCGUCUGAGUUUGACAAACUUCCACACUGCUCAGCUGGAACUUUCUCAAACCAACAUGCAGAAAGAUAAGGAAGUGGCCCACAGCGAGCUGCAGACCAUGUUACGAGAGAAAUGGGCACAGGAAAGCGCCAUGCUGCAGACACGCCAACAGUUUGAGCUGGAGCGAAUCCGUGAGCAGAGCCGAGAGCAGGAGCAACGAAACCAACGAGUGCACCAGCAAGAGAUUGAUAAUCUGAAUCAGGAAUGGGAGAGGAGAGCUUUGGAACAAAAGAGCUCAGUGGAGCAGUUGCAGGCCUGUAAACUGGAGGAUCUAAAGGCAGAGUGGCUCUUGGAGGCUAAGAAGGUCAAGACAGAACUCCAGAGUCAAUUAAAUGAUGUCCAUCAUAAACUUAGUGAGACCCAGGCGGCCCUUACUGAGGCUGAAGUAGCUCUCUCAGAGACGCAGGGUAGGCUAGAAGACCUGCAGCAUUCCAGAGAUCAAGACAUUAAGAAUCUGGAAAAAGAGCUCAACCAGGCCUUGACUGACAGAGAUGCUACUGCACGUGCACUUGAGGAGUUGGUUGCAUGUCACAAGGCGGCUCUUCAGGAGCAACUGGAACGUUCUCGAGCCCUGGAGCAGAGAGAAAAAGAGUUGAAGCAAGAGGUUGAGCGUCUGCAGUCAGAAAAGGUGGAACUGAAGACCAGUUCAGAACAGGAGAUCUCAAACCUCUGGUCCCAGCUGGAGCGCGUGAGAACCAACAGACAGGAGCUCGGAGAGCUGAAAGAACAGUUGCUUGCACGCUCGUCGCGGGUUGAUGACAUUGAGCUACUAAAACAAGAAUUCACUCAGCAGCGGCAGGAAAUCAAAGAGCAGAAUGAGAUCGAGCUGGAAAACCUCCGCACCUAUUUCGAGCAGAGACUCCGGGUCACAGAAGAGAGUCAUCGGGAAGAAAUCGCACUCCUGCAGCUGCGCCUUGUAGAGGGAGCCCUGGAGGACUCGUUGCUCAAGACUGGAGAUGCGAGCUUUCUUUCAGAAGGGAAGAGCGAUGAUGACAGGAAUGAUGCCAUGGAAGAGAUCACAAGACAACUAGAGAAACACAAGGAGGAGCUGGAUUCUCUGCGGCUGCAGUUAGAGGAGAGACACCAGCAGGAACUUGAGCAGCUGCGGUCCAGCAUGGCUCUGACGUAUAAAGAAGAACUACUCCAGGCUCGCACUGAGCUCACUGACCGAUACUACAAAGACAUUGACCAGCUCAACACCAAACAUGCCCAUGAACUAGAACAGCUCCGUGCCAAACUCUCAGACAACCAUAUCAAAGAAAUAAACAAGAUACGCCUACAGUCUGCACAGGAUGUAGCGAGGCAGGUGGAGGCUGAGGUGAAGGAGAGGACUCAUGAGCACCAGACCAAGGUGACCCAGUUGGAAACCCAGCUAUCUCAGCUCUCCUUAAUGCACUCAGAGGAACUGGAGAAAGUGGUAGCGCAACACCGAGAUCAGCUCAGACAGAUGGAGGAGACACAUCAGAAAGAUGCUGCUGAAGAGUUAAGGGUGCGCCUUGAGGAGGCGCAGAAGGCAGAGAGGAAUCGUGUGAGUGAGGAGUUCACUAAAGAGCAGGCCCAGCUGAGGGAGCAACUCCAAAUUCAGGCUGGGCAGUGCUUGGCAUUGCAGAGAGAAGAGCUUCAGAGAUCAGAGCUUCAGAGAUCUGCCCUGAAAGAGGAGUUGGAGCAGAGGCUUCUGGAGGUCCAAAAACUCCUUGAUGUGGAAAGGGAGAAGCUUCAAGCACUGCAGAAGAGUCUAGAGUGUGAAGAGAGCCCUCAGGUGGUAGUGUUGAAGCAGAAACUCCAGGCUCAAUAUGACAGAGAGUUGUCCACUGCAAAGAGUGCCAUGGCAGCAGAGGUGAAAGAGCUGAAUGCUCUACUCCAGGAUCAGAAGGAGAGCAAGCUACAAGAGGCCCUCUGCAGGCACCAAGAAGAGCAGAAACAACUGGAAGAUAAGUUGACCCUUCAAAGAGAUUCUGCCCUGGGUCAACAGAAAGAACAGCAUGCUGUGGAGCUGCAGGCCCAGAAAACACUCCUGGGCCAGCGAGUUGCACAAUUAGAGCGUCUUGAAAAGGAGUGUCAGGAACUUAAAAUACUCCACCGGGAGGAACUGGAAUCCCUGAGGACCAAUCACAAAACAGCCUUGGAGACCUUGGAGAAGGAGCUUACAAAUAAACACAAGGUAGAGCUCGACAGAUUGGAGGUGGUCCUUCAGGAGACUGACUUGGCACAGCUUGAAGCUCAAGAGGCGGAGCUUCAGGCACGACACAAGCAGGAGAGGGAGGAGCUUGAGGAGAGGCUGUUGGCAAAUAUGGAUACACUGGAGAGCACGUACUUGACAGAAAUCCAGGCAGUACAGGACGAGAAGGAAAGAGAACUGCGUGACCUUGUAGAACACUAUACUGAAGAGAUUGAGAGGGUGAGAAAGGAGGAGCAAACCAUCAGAGAGGACCUCAGAAGUGAGCUUGCUAAGGUCCAUAUGGAUAAAUUCAGCACCAUGGCAGUAGAAUUGAAUCAAGCCCAUCAGGUGGAGAUCUCUGAAGCUGUGUCCUCUCAGAGGGCUGCUUUGGAGGAUGAGCAUCGAUCUGCUUUGGAAGCUCUUCGGCAGCAAGUAGUUGCUUUAGAGAAGCAGCAUGGCGCUGCCCUUGUAGAGAUCACUGAUCUUGCUGCUGCAAAAGAAAAGCAACACGAGCAACAACUGGAUGUGCUGGCUACUCAACAUCAGCAACAGUUACAAGAGUUAAGAGGAGUGUCUGCCAGGGAGCUGGAGGCUCUGCGUAGGGAAUUAGAGGAAGAAGCGUCAAGGCAACGCCUCCACUUCCUGGAAGAGGCCGAGCUUCUCAAGUGCAAGUCUGAGGAGCUGCUGCAGCAGACAAUUGCACAAUUAAAGGAGGAGAGUGACCAGGAAAAAGCUGUUGGUCUUGAGGAGCUGAAAAAGACUUUAAGACAGCAACACGAGCAAACUGAACUCGCCUACAGUGACAAGAUGAGCCAACUCAAUGUCCAACUACAGCAGCUGGACACUGUAGUUUCACAGCUGCGAGCGGAGGUGAGCGGGCUGCAGGUGGAGCUAGAGGGCAAGCGGGCAGAGAUGGACACGCUGGAGACGCUCCUGCAACGCAGAGACCGGGAGAAUCAGGAGGGAGACAAUCUACUAGCCAUGCUCAGAGCAGACCUCAACACGGCCACACAGCAAAGACAAGACCUGCAAACAGCACGUGACAAACUACAGCGGAUGCUCAUAGAGAUGAUUCGAAUCACUAUGGCAAUGGAAGAGCACAUCAGCCACAAGUUAGGGGUUUGUGUGUCAGGUGGUCGGGCUGGAGACAAAACGCCCAGCUCUAGGACAGCCAGCAGUAGCCGUGAUUCACGUGAAUUAGGAGAGGUGAUUGGUGUAGAGGGAGAUGCUGAUUGUAGCAUGUGGUCUUCGGCUGUGGACGAGGGGUUGGAAUUGUCUCAGAGGCUGUGUGAGAGUGUGUUCUCUGGCCCGGAGGGAGAGAUGGAGGCCGAAGGCGAAGAGCUCAUGCUGGGUGCCUGUACACGUCUGCGCACUGCUGUGGAUAAACUACUGGAGCUGCUCUCCGAGUCCUCACAGCAGUUGGAGCAGAUGUGUGGUCUGCAGGCCGUGCUAAAUGAGCGGUUCAGAGAUGGAGGUGAGGCUGGAGCGUCUCUGCUGUUUCAGAACUCGCAGCUCCUGGAGCAGCUGGAUCAUGAGGCUAAUCUGAAAAGCCAGCUACAAUUGGAGCUGCACAAGUCCGAAGGUCGGAUGGAAGGCUAUGUAGCUGAGAAAGCAGCUUUGGAGGAGGCACUUCAGCAGAAGGAAACGCAGCAGCAGCGUCUGGCAGAGGAGCUGGAGAGCACUCGCAUUCAACUGCAGCAGCUCAGUGAAAAUCAUGCCCUCCUCCUGCGUCAGAGAGAAGCCCUCACGGCCGGCCUCAGAGACACUGAGAAGGCUCUGCUAGCGGAGACUGAGCGUCUGGGGCAGGAGUGUGUGGAGGUGCAGCGGCAGGCGGAGAAGGACUGCGGUGGUUUGGCGUCUCGUCUGCAGAUGCUGGAGCAGGCCUUGGAGGAGCAGGAGAGUCGUGCGCAUCAGCUGGAGGAACAGCACCGCCUGCAGACUGAGGACCUGCAACAACACAUUGAUGCUCUGGAGAAACAGCUCAAACAUAACCGCCAGUUCAUAGAUGAACAAGCAGUGGAGCGGGAGCAUGAGAGAGAUGAAUUCCAGCAGGAAAUAAAAAAUCUGGAAGAUCAACUGAGACAACCAUCUAAAGUACACACUGGAGGGGACAGCAAGGGUCAGAGGAUUGAGGACUUGGUUCUUCAGGUGGAAAGUCUUCAGGCUCUGAUCAAAGAUAAGAUUGAAGACUAUAGUGUACUGUUGUCAGCAAAAGAGCAGUGUCAGCGUGAUGUGGAAGAGCGUAAUGAAGAGAUUGAAAAAUUGACCGCUCGUAUCCGUGAGUUGGAGCAGGCAUUGCUGAGCUGUGCAGAGGCCAGCCGAUCUGGAACACAGCUGGAGCAAGAACUUCAGAAAGCACGCAAGAACCUUCAGGAGCUCACACAGGAUAAAGAAGCUUUGCAGCAGCAGCAGUAUGCCAAUAAGCUUCAGAUCUCUGCCCUACAGUCCAAACUUGAUGAGACCAGACACCGUUUCCCUGAUAUGACCCCUGACCCCAACCUCCGGGAGCAGCUUGAAGCCUCACAGCAGGAUCUGCAGACCAAAGAACAACAGGUGGAGUUGCUGUCAGAACAUAUAAGUGAGCUCGAGAAGGAUUUGGUAGUGAGGGAGGAAGAGGUAGGACAACUAACACUACAGCUGGAGCUCAAAAACACAGAGAGCAGAGCUACAGAAGAGCAGCUCCACACGCACAUCACUCACCUGCAGGAGACUGUGGACACUUUAACAAGGCGACUAGAAGAGGGCAGUGACGAAUCCAUCCUUCAGCUGCCUUCUGCCCUUCUGGAGGAGAAGAAUCUGGAGAUCGACCACUUAAACCAGCAGAUCCUCCAGCUGCAGCAAGAGCUUGACACGACCAGUGAUAAUAAGACUCUAGAGGAAAAGCAAGCUGAGAUUGAAGACCUGCGCUCUCUGGUUGAACGUCUUCGUUGUGACCUGCAACGUUUACGGCAGGCAAAGGAAGAAGAGACUGAGCAACUCCACGAGGUUAUUAACAAGCUUCAAGAGGAGUUAAGCCAGCUUGACCCCAACUAUCAUGAGGUCAGUGACCCCAACACUGACAGCCAAGAGUCAUCUGACUUCCCCUGGUCCCCUCAUCCUCGCCAACAGAGGGCGCCUGAGGAAAGCCUGUGCCAGGAGCUCAGUAGCCACACGCUGCAGUCGUCUCGCGCUCGCUUGCAGGAGUUACAGAUUAAACUGGAGCGAGCAGCUGAAGAGAAGGACUCUCUACAGAGACUGUUGCUCUCCCAAGAAGAACAGUAUGGAAGCCAGGUGGAGGCACUCGGCCGGAGUCUUGGAGAGGAAAGGGGGAAGGUGGCUGCGUUGGAACAGGAAGCAAAUGAGCUGAAACUCCAGCUAGAGGAGAAGCGGACAGAAGCGGAGAGAUUGGCGGAUCGUGUGGAAGUGUUGGAAGAUACAGAGCAAGCUCAUCAGUCCAGGCUUAGAGAGUCUGAGCUCCAGCUGAGAAGAGUGGAAGUGAGAAGAGACGAGGUCCAGCAGGAGCUUGGCAGGCUGCAGGAGGAGGUGAAGAACCAGUGUGUUGAGAAGGAGCUUCUGGAGAACCAAAUCUCGAAACUGCAAAACAAAGAAGAGAAAUAUCAGAAUGAACUUGUCGCUUUACAGUUCAAACUCGACGGGCUUGAGGAAAACGUCCAAGUAGGCAAAGCCACCAUCAUUGCCUUGGAGACAAGCAAAAGUGAACUGUCCAUUGAGAGAGAGGCUCUGAGAAAACGGGAGGGAUGCCUCCAGGAAGAAAUAGAGCGUUUGAAACAGGAAGUGACAUCAAAGACUAACUACAUUAAAGAACUACUUGACCAACAUAAGGAGACGGUGGCUAAACAAGGGGAAGCUCAAAAAGAAGUACUGACGUGUGCUGAAGAGACCUUGGCUAAAGCUGAGACUGCUUUACGUGAGAGAGAACAGCAGCUGAUCCACCUGAGGGCGGAGCAUGGUGCUCUAAGGGCGGAGCUAGCAGCUGUGAAGGAGGGGCUUAGUACCAGCACAGAGAGAGCUGAAAAGCUACUGGAAGAGGGACAGACGAAAGAUCGUGCGUUGGCUGAUCUCGAGGUCCAUAACCAGCACCUGAAAGCAGAGCUGCGGAGUCUGCAGGAUGACCUGGCUGUGCAGGAAGAAGAGCUGGCCUAUCAGCAGCAGGAGCUAGAGCAGCUCCAACAGCGCUGCAACCUGCGGGACCAUCAUCCCAAACACGGCCACCGCUUUCUUGAAGGCCUUUCCCGUGACCCAUCCCUCUCUGCUUCCUUAUCUUCACCAGAAGUCCUGCGUAGGUUGGAGUACAGUGAAGAGCACCCCUCUCAUCUGCAUGUGUCUCACCUCUCAGACCUCAGUGCGCUACACAAUGCCAGCCUAGAGCUCCACAGCAAGCCUUCGCCUAUGGAGCGGGACAAAGAGAGACCACACGCCAGACAAACUUUUAUCCCACCUUCAGAGGAAGUCCCACCCAGCACACACAGUGCAUCCCCUUGCUCACUUACUGUGUCCGAACACCUUUCUGUGCUUGACUCCCUGGAUGCAGAUAAGGUUCAUGAAUUGGACAAUUCAGAUGUGACGCCAUCUCUGUCUCCACUUGGUUCCAACUCUCCUGGGUCUGUGCCGGAGUGGGUCAGCGAUGGAUAUGGCAGCAAUGUGAGCUCAGAGUUGGAGGCCAUGCUGAGACUUGAGUUGGAGAAUACAGAGCAUUUAGAUGCUCAUUUUGUGGAGUAUCUGCGCUGCAGAGGAAUGUCACCUGCUGAAAACACAGAUAGUGCUGCAGGCAGUAUGCACGAGAGCCAUGAGGCCCUCACACCUGAGUUACAAGCUAUGUUGAAGCGCGUCUACCAGGAAAGCUGUAGAAUCCUGUCUUUGUCCCAUCGCCCUGCCCCAUCUGGACAGUCCCGCCAAGAUUCUGAGCCUGCCCCGCCCCCCUCCUGGCAGAGGGAAAGACAGGCCUUACAUGAGACCAUCUUAUCACUCAGAGAGCUGCUCUGCAGGAUGGCUGACAGGAAACCCAGGACUGACAGUGGGGACGUGGACUGGAGGCGUGAGCUAUUGCAGGCUGUCCACAGUUUGUUUGACAGUGAAAGGGAAUGGCUUCACUCUCAGCUUCAAGUUUUCAUGGCAACUNCUACUCAGAUGGACCUCACCCCUUUGCUGGAUCAGUUAAAGAAACUGUUUCAGAAGCAGGAGGAGCAGCAGUGGAGAUCUCUAGAGCAGCUGUUCAACGCAGACCGUCACAGUCUAUUGGCUGAGGUGCGCAGCCUGCAUGCGCAGCUGCAUGCAAGCACCCAGCAGAGCCAGGAACAGCUGCGGCAGCUGCAGGAUUCCCUACACACCGCAAAAGAACAGGGCAUGGAAAUGCAACAUCAGCUGCAUAAAGAUGUUGAAGAGCUGGUGUUGCGGCUGCAACAGGAACAGACCGUGUCAUAUGAUCUGCACUCCUCUCUGGAAGCUGAGAAAAGUAGGGGAUUGGAGGGGCAGAGGCAGUUGGAGGCGGAGCUAAAGGCUGUGUCAGUGCUGAAGGCGGAGCUAGAAGAGACCAGGCUAGAGCUUCAGACUACAUACAAAAAUCAAGAUGAAUUAAAGAGCCAAAUUCACAAGCUCAGGCUUAAGCUGGAAAAUGUUGAGGCUGAACAUCGAGCCUGUCUACAGGCAUUGGAGAAAGAGCAGGCUAGAGUACAGGAACUCCAGGAGGACCUUCAGCAGCAGCGACUCAUCAACCAACAGACAGUUGAGCAAAACCACCAAAUACAGGAGUCUUUGCACCAGGCUUUAAAUGAGCAAGCAUCACAUGUCAGUCAGCUUACCUCCACACUGGACCAGGAGUGUAUCACAUCCAGUAACCUGCGCUCUGAGCUCCAGAUCGAGCAGUCUCGUUGUGAGGCCCUGUUGGCCCAGGAACGUGAACGCACUGAACAUGCGCUUUCCCGCCUUGAGGUGGAACGCUCUCGAUCAGCAGAGCUCUCAGAUUCUCUCUCUCGCCAAGCCCAGGAGCAUGUGCGCCGUUUAGAGGAGGAAGCUCGGAGACAGGAAGCAGCCAGUGCCCACGACAGAAAGUUUAUACAGGACCUACGGGCGCAACUGGAACAGGAGAGGCGUCAGGGAGAGGACCUGGCAGCCAUGUUGGAACGUCUGCAAGGGCAGGUGCUGGAAGGGAAGCGCAGGCAAGCGGAGCAGGCAGAGCAGGAGGCACACAAGGAGCAGGAGGAAGUGAGGAGGCUCCAUGCUGCUCUGGAAGGCCUGCAGACUCAGAAAACAGAGGUCGGACACACUUUAGAGGCGGAGCGAGAAAGAGCUGCUCAGUUACAAACAGAGUUGGAUGUGAUGAAAGAAAAAAUUAGAGUGGUGAAAGAGAGGGAGAGAGUGAGGGAGGAGCAGAUGGAGAGGCAGAGGAGACAGGAGAAACAGGAGCAGGUGGAAAAGGAGCGACGACAGGAACGCACCAAUGAGAAACUGUUGGAGUUGGAAGUGUUGCGUGAGAAGGAUCAGCAGCGGUUGAGGCAGCUGCAGCAGACGUUGGCUGACCUGGAGCACAAAGAGAAAAGGCUCACAUCAGAACGCCUGCAGAGAGAGAGACAGUCCAAUGGCCUGACCUUAGGCCAGAAUGCACUCACAAACAUCUCUCAGGAUUCUACCUCAUCCACUAACUCUCUAAUGGAACGUUUGCUGAAGGAGAAUGCAGAUUUCUCUCAGUGUCUCGCUGCUCUGAGUGAGGAGAAGAUCUCCCUCAAACACACUAUAUCCUGUUUGGAGAGAGACCUGCAAAGCCUGAAACACCAGGAGCAGGUGAAAUCUCCUGCUGUUACGGAGCAGUGUAUGUUAUCGGAGAAGCUGGCCUGGCAGAAGGAAAAAGCAGCUCUUCAGGCUGCGCUGCGUAAAGCAGAGGCUGAACUCUCAAAAGUCACAGCUAGCAAUGAAAACAGACCCACCUAUGACCUCUCUAAUAACAGGGUGCAGCGGCUCUAUGAGAGAUACCUGCGAGCAGAGAGUUACAGGAAGUCGCUGGUGUAUCAGAAGCGUUAUCUGCUGUUGCUGCUGGGAGGGUUUCAAGAGUGCGAACAGGCUACUCUUGUGCUAAUCGCUCGUAUGGGUGCGCAGCCGACGUUGAGCCAAUCACAGGCCUCUAGACCUCUAAACCGCUUCAGAACAUCUGUCAGAGUAGUCAUCGCUAUCUCAAGACUGAAGUUCCUCACUAGGAAAUGGCAAAGAGCUACAAGGAAAAUCUCAGUAGGCAGUGCUACAGUUAACGGGCAUGGAACAGGACCAAGCACAGUUCCUGCCUUGAGGACUGAAGUGCUGAGGCCACAGCAGACUGGAGUUGCAUUCAACUCUCCACCCACACAUGAUCAAGCCUUUGCGCAAAGGGGUGUGGUCUCGUCUCUGGUGUCGCCAAUCAAAUCACCCUUUAGACUGAAUCAUAGAACGUACACAACUCCGGUGCUGGGACCUGCUGAACGCUCCUUCAGCUCUUCCCAAGAUCAAGAACGUUCCCUUACGGAGUAUAUCCAACAUUUGGAGACUGUCCAGCAGCGACUUGGAGCCGGUCGUCCAGCAGUUAUGGGUUUGAGGAUGAAAGGUGCAGAAGGCUGCAAUCACCCAAGUGUCAUGCACUUUCUGUGA